CCCUUUUUCACAUUCAAGAACAGAGAAACUUUCACAGGAGAGAAAUUCAGAGAUGGAAAAAACACACUUCCAAGAACCCAAAUCCGCCGAAGCCUUCGACUCCGCCACCGCUACCCGCGGCCUCAACAACUGCACCGCGUGUGGCUGCUCCAUGAAGAGACGCUCCCCCUCUUCAACACCCUCUCUCCAAGAACCCAACCCCUCCUCCUGUUGGGGACUUAACACGCAGAAGCAAUACCUCUCCGCCAACAAAACCCUCGAUGGAUUCACCAAAAUCCCUCUCCCAAUCACAUCUCCCUUCACUUGGGCAACCCCCGAUUCCAACCCGACCCUGCAGCCCGCCCCCACUCUCCGCCGCUGCGUCUCGGACCCAGUCAGUUCUCCCGGAACGCCGUCGCCGGCCAAGGCCGGCUCCUCUGCUUCGGUCACUCUGCCAGUUGUCCCAGCUGUUUUUCGCCGAUCGUUCUCUGACCCGAGUCCUAAGGCCUAUCAGACGCCGCCUGACUCGGUUAAUCGACGGAGACCCAAAUCAAAGAGGAUGAAGAGAAUGAAGGAUGGGAUGAGAGAGAUGAGGCAGUGGUUGGAUGAAGUCAUGCGUGAAGGGGAAGAAGAAGAAGAAGGCGGUGGCUCUGAAUUUGAUGACAAGAAUGGCGCUCCCAAGGAUCAGGAGCCCGAGAAUGAAAGUGAAGAAGCUGUGAGUGUGGAGACAAGUGGGAAGGUGUUAAUCAUACACAUCAAGUGUCCCUGUGGCAAAGGCUUCAAAAUUCUCCUCUAUGGAAACAACUGUUAUUACAAAUUGCUGUAGUUAUCUUUGAAUAGAUGAUCAAGUGGUGGCUGUUCACAGAGUUGUAUUUGCUGAUUGUUUCUUUAGUGGAAUCGCCAGUGCUCUCCUUGGCUUAAUUAGUAUCUUCCUAACCGGUAAAAGUACCAUUUUGUUUUCCUGUGUUGUCCAAGAACAUUCCAAUUUCCACAUGAUUCAUUGACUCAAGAAAGAUUGCAGGAGAUUGUACCAUGUUAGAAGAUUGAACAUUCUUUGUGUGGAAUGUGGAUGAAUAAAAUCGUCUACUUUGGUCUUCUUUC
Messenger RNA from Rhododendron vialii, 1080 nucleotides. RefSeq lists its product as uncharacterized. The transcript has 4 exons. The coding region runs from base 53 to 805 and encodes 250 amino acids. The record is from RefSeq and is a predicted model, not a curated record. NCBI's taxonomy places the organism in Eukaryota, Viridiplantae, Streptophyta, Magnoliopsida, Ericales, Ericaceae.